Manihot esculenta (cassava) is the source of this 639-nucleotide messenger RNA. RefSeq names its product 60S ribosomal protein L37-1. The transcript has 4 exons. The coding region runs from base 160 to 450 and encodes 96 amino acids. The record is from RefSeq and is a predicted model, not a curated record. Lineage: Eukaryota; Viridiplantae; Streptophyta; Magnoliopsida; Malpighiales; Euphorbiaceae. Gene Ontology annotation, cellular component: ribosome; cytosolic large ribosomal subunit. Gene Ontology annotation, molecular function: RNA binding; structural constituent of ribosome. Gene Ontology annotation, biological process: translation.
GCCCAUUAGGACAGACACCCAGUCAUCCAUGGCCGCUCCAAACCCUAACCCAACAACUGUCCAUUCUCAAACCUUCUGCAAAUAAAUACCUCAACCUCCGUCGGAUCCAGCUUUUUCCCCCUCACCACUACAUCGGCGGUCGCUGAGGCUAGAGAAGAAAUGGGGAAAGGAACAGGAAGCUUUGGGAAAAGGAGGAAUAAGACUCACACCCUCUGCGUUAGAUGUGGUCGCCGGAGCUUCCACCUUCAAAAGAGCCGUUGUGGUGCUUGUGCCUAUCCUGCCAGCCGCGUUAGAAAAUAUAACUGGAGUGUGAAGGCAAUUCGUAGAAAAACUACUGGAACUGGCCGAAUGAGGUAUCUCCGUCAUGUCCCACGCAGGUUCAAAACCAACUUCAGAGAAGGUACACAAGCAACUCCAAGGAACAAGGGAGCUGCUGCAGCCUCGUCGUAAGCCUUAGAAGGGCAAUGCAAGCAUGUUUUUUAUUUUACUUUUUAGUAUUUAUCAAUUUGCAAACCUGGAGUUUUGGAUCAUUGUCUAAUAUUUUGGAUCAUUAUCUAAUAGACGUUCCUUCUUGUAUGCCGACAGUUUUUUUUAAAACCUUCGAGAGUAUCAAAUAUUUAUGUUAUGGUUUUGGGUGCU